GUUUCAAUUAAUUUCCAUAAAUAUACCUACAAGCCUUGAUUCUAAUUUCAAUCUUUUAACAUAUUUUAUCUAUUUAUCUAAGCGAUGAAACUAGAAGUUAAGUUAAAUUUGGAAUAAAAAACCCUAGACGCGCCUCCGUUGAUCAGUUCGUGAGUGACUUCGGCAGUGCCGGGAUUUUUAAUUUACUGUCAUUUUGAAAUAAUUUUUAAUCAACUUUUACAAUGCUUUACAACAAUUAUACCUUAAAACUGAAAUUAUAAUAUAAUGUAGUUAGUCGUAUCGUUUAAGUAUUAAAAUAAACCGGAUCGUGUCGAUUCUAACCUAAUUUUUGCUGUUACAACCUAAACUCUAGUCAAAUAAAUGUUUUAAAAUGUCUUUAAUAACACAUUUGGGACCUGUGAGUGCGCAUCUAAACAAAUUGAAACUAAUUAUACCCAAACAGUUUACCCUGUCCACCACACAAAAGGUCAUAGUUGUCUCCGUUACCGCGAGCAUUGCUGUGGUUGGUGUUCUAGCACGAUAUUUAAGAAGAAAGAAGCGGACGGUAGAUUUAUCUGCAUUCAAACGAUCUUAUCCUAAACGUUCAAGAAUUUCAGGAAUGAGGAGUCCUAAUGGAGAUGUAAUAAGUCAAGCGAGUAGUGGACGACGAAGUGCAGCUUACAGCAAUGUCUACGGAGACAGACUUACAAGACAGGGAUCGACCAUCAACAGUGAAAGGGGUUCCGUGGCCUCCGGGAGUCUCACUAGUGGCGGUUUAGUGGCUCCCGACCAGACCAACACGUCGCAAUUAACACCGCAACAGAUCGGCGUCAUGGCAAUGGAGGCUUUAGAAACAUGCAUAAACUAUUGGGAAGACGCCUUAGCCUUGUAUAGAUCCAGGGAUGGAGGAGGUGCUAUGGCGGUUUUGGGUCCUGAAGAAGCGAAUUUUUGCAAGGAUCUUCAACAUUUAUUAGACGUUGCUAUAGAACUGCAAGAUAAAGCAGAAAUGUUAUUCCUGGACCAAAGGUCGGUGUUGUUUAGGCCUGAAAGUGGGACACACCUUUCGGAAAAUGGGAUUGACGCGGAUUUAUCCGGAGGAGAGAGUUUUGCCUCAGCACAGGAUGUUGUGGCCGAUUUGAGGGAAUUCGAGGAGUUUUCUGACUACUUCCCCGACUUGGAACAAUUCCCCUUGUACCAAGCGGCGCUGCGCCACCUUGAAAACGGGGGCAUCCCCUGUAGGACCCUCCGCACCGAGCUGGUGAAAUGCGGCUCCGACGGCGAAUACCUGGCAAAAUUGCACUGUCUUCGUCUCGCUUUCCAAUACAUCUUGCGUGACAGAUUGAAUUACGUUUGGUUCGCCGACGCCGGUCGCCAAAUCCUCGCCGAUCUCCUCCUCUACGCCGACCGAGACCCCAAAGACUUCCUCAUCGGCUACGAAGAGAUGCUCAAGUACAUCCAAGAUCCGAACAACUGGCGCGAACUGGAAGAAGAGCUAAGCAUGAAAGGGGUGAAAGCUUUGACGUUCUACGACGUGGUUAUGGACUACAUCCUCAUGGACGCUUUCGAGGACUUGGACUCGCCGCCGUCGUCGGUGACGGCGGUGGUGCAGAAUCGGUGGUUGUCGAAUGGUUUCAAGGAGACGGCGUUGACCACUGCCGUGUGGUCGGUGCUGAAGGCCAAAAGGAGGAUGUUGAAGUUUCCGACAGGGUUUAUGGCGCACUUUUAUUCGAUUUCUGAGCAGCUUUCGCCGCUUUUAGCAUGGGGUUUUUUGGGGCCCGACGAACUACUCAGGGAUACUUGUGUUUAUUUCAAGGACCAAGUUAUGGGCUUUCUUGUCGAUAUCUUUAAUUUUCAAACGUGUAGGUAUACGAACGUGGAGGAAUUAGCAACAGAUGUUAUACAAAAUCUCAAAGUUAGAAUUGAAAAUAUUAGUCAGAGAUUAAGUGCCCAGUCAUAGUUUUUAUAUCUGAACGAGUUUUAGAAUUAUACUCGAACAAAUCGGUUUCUCAAACCACAGAAUGAUGUGCAGUAGACUUGAGUCCAGUUAUGUAAGUUUAAAGAGAGAACAUUAGGUGUACAUUCCUAACAAUGUAAUUUGGAGUUUAGCUAUUGUAACUGAAAAUCCUGAAAUACUGUUACACGUUAGACGUUAAUUAAGAACAUUUUCAUGUCCAAACUAUAUUCUUGAAACUAUUCCUUUCGUGAAUAAAUGGAGAAAUAUAUA
Messenger RNA from Tribolium madens (black flour beetle), 2203 nucleotides. RefSeq names its product mitoguardin. Gene Ontology annotation, biological process: mitochondrial fusion. Bases 371 to 1936 code for a protein of 521 amino acids. NCBI's taxonomy places the organism in Eukaryota, Metazoa, Arthropoda, Insecta, Coleoptera, Tenebrionidae. The transcript has 5 exons. The record is from RefSeq and is a predicted model, not a curated record.